Funneliformis caledonium is the source of this 282-nucleotide messenger RNA. Lineage: Eukaryota; Fungi; Glomeromycota; Glomeromycetes; Glomerales; Glomeraceae. The record is from the annotation of a GenBank genome assembly.
AUGGGACGAUUUCCGGAGCAACCAACACCAGAUGAAAAAGAAGCUCUUAAAAGCUUCAUAUAUUUAUUUAGUAGAUUAUAUCCUUGCGGCGAAUGCGCAACGGAAUUUCAAUCCAUCCUUGAGAAAUAUCCACCACAAGUAUCUUCAAGAGUAGCAGCAUCUCAAUGGGCCUGCGCUGUCCAUAAUAUCGUUAAUCAAAGAUUAAAAAAAGAAAUAUUUGAUUGUGGAACGGUUGCUGAAAAAUAUAAAUGUGGUUGUGACGAUGAAGGCAUAACGACAUAA